Molecule: messenger RNA, 1011 nt
Organism: Lepus europaeus (European hare)
Lineage: Eukaryota; Metazoa; Chordata; Mammalia; Lagomorpha; Leporidae
Product: olfactory receptor 52D1-like
Exons: 1
Coding region: 1-1011 (336 amino acids)
Biological process (GO): G protein-coupled receptor signaling pathway
Cellular component (GO): membrane
Molecular function (GO): olfactory receptor activity; G protein-coupled receptor activity
Source: RefSeq, a predicted model, not a curated record
AUGGAUUCUGCACUGCCUGCUCUCAAUCAGACUGUGCUGAUCUCUGUACCUGGGCCCUUUGUCUUGCUAGGGGUGCCGGGACUGGAAGCCUUGCACACCUGGAUUUCUGUGCCUGUCUGCCUACUGUAUACGGCAGCUUUGGCAGGGAAUGCCCUUCUACUCUGGCUGGUGGCAACUGACAAGGCACUUCAGGCACCCAUGUACCAGCUACUGGGGCUUCUGGCAAUCACAGACUUGAUUCUGGCCACAUCCACAGUGCCCAAAGCUCUGGCUGUGCUCUGGGGCUUAUCCAGUGAGAUCUCCUUUGGGGCCUGCCUAGCUCAGCUCUUUGUCGCCCAUGUGGCCUUCAUAGCUGAGUCCACAGUGCUGCUGGCCAUGGCCGUGGACCGCUAUGUGGCCAUUUGCCAGCCUUUGCGCUAUGGGGCAUUGCUGACCCAGCGUGUAGUAGGUAUAGUGGCUGUAGCUGCUGUGACUCGUGGUAUCUGUGUAAUGGCACCCCCUGUGGUCUUGCUACAGAGACUGCGUUACUGUGGGCGGCGGGUACUGCCCCACACCUACUGUGAACACAUGGGUGUGGCCCGGCUGGCAUGUGGAGACACACGUCCCAACAUCUGGUAUGGAUUGGCUACCACGUUGCUGUCCCCAGCUCUGGACCUAGGGCUCAUAGGUGCUUCCUACAUCCUCAUCCUGAGAGCUGUCUGCCGUCUGCCAUCCCAUGGUGCCCGCCGCAAGACCCUGGGAACCUGUGGGGCCCAUGCUAGUGUCAUUGUUCUCUUCUACACACCUGCCCUCUUCUCCUUCCUGGCUCAUCGUUUUGGCCAGCACACAGUGCCCCGCCAUAUCCACAUCCUACUGGCUAACCUCUAUGUGGUGGUUCCCCCAGCUCUGAACCCUGUGGUCUAUGGAGUGCGCACCCAGCAGAUUGCUCAGAGGCUCAGGCACUUGCUUCAACUCUUCAGGGCAGGUGCAGUGAGGGAGGUGGGUCCUGAGGGGUUCUCCCCACAGAGAUGA